GUGAAAUUGUGAUACACGAGCAUUAUUGAGAAGUGAUAUAGAAGUGAAAGGGAAAUAGCACAAAUGGGUCCCUCCGCGAGCCGUGUCCCGACAGCGAAAGAAGUUAACAGGGAAAAAAGGAAAAGAAGCUCUUAAAGAUAGAGAGAGAAAGGGCAGAGCCCAUAUCUCUGUCUCCUAAAUCUUUUAUUUACUUCCUAAUCUUUUGUUUACUAUAAGAUAAGCUUACUGUAAUAGUUUAUACUAAAAUACGCAGCUCAAUACAGUUUGGAAAACUCAAGAAAUAAGGCUAAGAAAAGGAGAGACUCGUCCUUAUUCGAUCCCCUAAUCGUGUUAUUAUAUUAGUGUUAGAUCUUGUUAUUAUUAGAAUUAGUAUUAGACCCCCUCCCUCCUCCUGCUCCUCCUCCUCCUACUACUGCUAUAGCCCUACCCUCUCUCCUCUCUCCACUCUUUCUGUGUUGUCUUCUCCGCAUACUCUUCACUCUACUCUCACCCCUCUCCCCGCUUUCCAUCUCUUUAUAGCCCCACAUACUAAUCUCUCUUGUUUGCUCAACUAUCUGAUCUCUUGUUUCUUAGAUAGACUAGCAGUGUAAGAAACAAGAAGAAGAAGAAGAAGAAGUAGUAGUAGACUAGGACGAAGAGAAGGAGAAAGACAAAAAGAGAGAGAGAGAGAGGAUGGUGGUGAAGAAGCCUAGAGUGAUUAUAGUGGGUGCGGGAAUGGCGGGACUCACCGCGGCGCACCGCCUAUUCACGGCUUCGGGGGACUUCUUCGACCUGAGCGUAGUGGAGGCUGGGGAGCGGAUCGGCGGGCGGAUCCUGAGCUCGGAGUUCGCGGGCGACGGCGUGGAGAUGGGGGCCACGUGGAUCCACGGCAUCGGCGGGAGCCCCAUCUACGCCCUCGCCCGCGACCUCGACUUCCUCCGCGGCGACGAUAACCGCCCCUGGGAGCGCAUGGACGGCUUCCCCACCGACCCCCUCACCGUCGCCGAGGGCGGCGCCCGCGUCGACGACGCACUCGUCGUCGCCCCCAUCUCCUCCCUCUACCGCCGCCUCAUGGACUCCGCCCGCGCCGGCGACGUCGACCCACCCCCCGUCCCCGACGGCGACCCCGGCGUCGCCGCCUUCCUCCGCCGCGGCCUCCGCGCCUACCGCUCCUCCUCCCGCCCCGCCGCCGCAAGAGCAGCAGCAGCAGCAGCAGCGGCAGCGGGGGACGGCGCUUGGAGCCUGGAGGCGCUGGAGGACGCGGUGUUCGCGAUGCACGAGAACACGGAGCGGACGUGCACGUCCGCGGACGACCUCGCCGACCUGGACCUCGCCGCCGAGGGCGAGUACCGGGACUUCCCCGGCGACCAGAUCACCAUCGCCCGGGGCUACUCCCGGAUCGUCGAGCACCUCGCCGGCGCGCUCCCCGACGGCGCCAUCCGCCUCGGCCGCCGCCUCCGCCGCCUCGAGUGGUUCCCCGACGGCGGCCCCCCUUGCGCCGGCGCGGGGCCCGUGCGGCUCCACUUCGCCGACGGCGCUGUGGCGGACGCCGACCACGUGAUCCUCACGGUCUCCCUCGGCGUGCUCAAAGCCGGCCUGGGGAAAGAGGGCGGCGUCGCAUUCGACCCCCCUCUCCCCGACGUCAAGCGGGGGGCCAUCGGACGGCUCGGGUUCGGCGUCGUCAACAAGCUAUUCAUGGAGGCGGAGGCGGAGGCGUUCCCCUUCCUCCAGAUGGCGUUCGCCCAGGAGGGGCCGGGGCGAAGCGCGGCGAAGAUCCCGCGGUGGAUCAGGAAGACGGCGUCGAUCUGCCCCAUCUACGGCGGCUCGCGCGUGCUGCUCGCGUGGUUCGCGGGGGAGGAGGCGCUGCAGCUGGAGGCGCUGGACGACGAGGACGUCAUCCGCGGGGCCCACGCCGCGAUCGAGGGGUUCCUGCCGCUCCACGUCGACGGCACCACCUGCAACGGGACCGGCCCGAGCCCGACCCCCCUUUCUCUCUCGCUGCCGCCCGAGGUCGGCGUGGGCAGCGGGGGCGUCGAGGGCCGCCGGCCGCACCUGCCAUGCUCGGGGCCUGAGGAGGCGGAGGCGGAGGCGUUCCCCUUCCUCCAGAUGGCGUUCGCCCAGGAGGAGAAGGGGCCGGGGCCGGGGCGACGCGCGGCGAAGAUCCCGUGGUGGAUCAGGAAGACGGCGUCGAUCUGUCCCAUCUACGGUGGCUCGCGCGUGUUGCUCGCGUGGUUCGCGGGGGAGGAGGCGCUGCAGCUGGAGGCGCUGGACGACGAGGACGUCAUCCGCGGGGCCCACGCCGCGAUCGAGGGGUUCCUGCCGCUCCACGUCGACGGCACCACCUGCAACGGGACCGGCCCGAGCCCGAGCCCGAGCCGAUGGAGGAUCGCGAGGGUGAGGCGGAGCCGGUGGGGGACGGACCCGCUCUUCCUGGGUUCGUACAGCUACGUGGCCGUGGGAUCGAGCGGGGACGACCUGGAUCUGAUGGCGGAGCCUCUGCCACGUGGAGCGGAGGGAAUGGGGGCGGCGCCCCUACAAAUACUGUUCGGUGGGGAGGCGACACACCGGACGCAUUACUCGACGACACACGGGGCGUAUUUUAGCGGCAUCCGGGAGGCCAACAGGUUGCUACAGCACUACCGCUGCGUCAGCAGCAGCAGCAGCAACAGCAGCAGCUCCUUCUAGCGCUCCCUCACGUGCGGACUUGUGUUCUCAAAAUUCUAAUUUACGCUGCUUCCUUCUUGUGAGAAGACGGACCGACGGACCGACGGGAUGGAUGAGAAAAUCUGCAUGAGGAUUAGAGGGAGGGUGUUUGUCGUAUUUAUUUACUUAACUAUCUUAUUUUUGAAGGGGUUUUUUUGGCCUUUUCGGUUUAAUCAAGUUUUACUCGCGUCAGUUUAUCACAUCACCUCAUCCUAUCAUUUCUUCUGCCCAAUUCAAACUGAGAUAGCGUCUGAAUUAUUUAUUAUCUUAAUCUGUUCGAAUACAUAGUUUAAUGAAUCUGUACUAUGAAUUCGACCACCGGACAAUAAUUUGCUAUAAAACCAUGUACCUCGGUAGAUUCGGCAUUUA
Messenger RNA from Ananas comosus (pineapple), 3051 nucleotides. Its product is annotated as probable polyamine oxidase 5. The record is from RefSeq and is a predicted model, not a curated record. NCBI's taxonomy places the organism in Eukaryota, Viridiplantae, Streptophyta, Magnoliopsida, Poales, Bromeliaceae. The transcript has 2 exons. Gene Ontology annotation, molecular function: polyamine oxidase activity. Bases 673 to 2664 code for a protein of 663 amino acids.